GUUCCAGAUUUGCAACUCAAAAUGUGGCACCCCUGGAUUGGAGAACGAACAAGUUGUUUUUAUUGUCGAUUAAAAUUUUGUGGUGCCACUUUAGCAACUUGUUUGUCAAGCGCGCAGAGGAGAGGCCAGUGUGGGGAAGCGCGUGCGGUCCUCACAAUGUCCAGUUUGUCUCGUGAGGCAAGCACCGCCUUAGCAAUUGGCUCUGCGGUGACCUUGGCCCUGGCAGCUACUUGGUAUCACCAACAAAGCAAGAAGAACCAACCACCCUCAAAGUGGCGACAGGUUGGGCAACUGUCUUCGUUGUGGUGCUAUCCCAUAAAAUCGUGCGCGGUCAUCGAACUCAAGGAUGCUCUGUGCGCAACGCUUGGGGUCAAAAAUGGCCUUAUCAGAGACAGGGUCUUCAUGGUGACUCGAGAGGACUUUGAGUUUAAAACGGCAAGGACGUACCCAUCGAUGACUUUGGUGAAGCCGAAGAUUGAUGGGGUGGUGGUGUCUUUAAGUGCUCCUGGAAUGCCUGAUAUCAGUUUUUCAAUUGCAUCCCUGGCAAAGGAGAAAGCUGCAGCUACUGUUUGGGGCCAGAAAGUUGAGGUUCAGGACUGUGGAGAUGAGGUUGCAAAAUGGUUUUCACAAUACAUUUUGAAAGCAGAAACUGGCUGCAGACUUGUUUACUACCCCUCUGAUAUGUCCACUCGCUCUGUUAAACCGAAGCAUAAAUCGUACACCAAUGUUAGACCAAAGGACGCGGGUGGGUUGAGUGACUUCAACUCCUACAUGAUCAUAAAUCAGUCUUCGAUUGAUGAUUUGAACACACGGCUACCUGAAGGCACUGAUAAGACCACCGCUCUUCAAUUCCGACCAAAUUUUGUUGUGAAAGGAAAUACUAAAGCUUAUGAAGAGGAUGACUGGAAAUGGAUAAAAAUCGGAGAAACAAUUUUCCAAGUUACAAAGCCUUGCGACAGAUGCAUCUUCACCACAAUUAAUCCUCAAACAGGCGAACGAGACCCUGGCAUGGAACCUCUGAAAACUUUAAAAACAUAUCGGCAAAUCACUGAUCCUGCUAGAAGACCUUUUCAUGGAGAUUCACCAAUCAUGGGUCAACACAUUGCAGUUUACAAGGAGGGCCGUGUUUCCGUUGGUGACGCAGUUUAUGUACAAGCUUAAAGUGUUCACACCUUAAGAGGUUUUUUUUAUGCUAAUUAAAUCCAGUGAAAUUUUAA
Molecule: messenger RNA, 1217 nt
Organism: Neocloeon triangulifer
Lineage: Eukaryota; Metazoa; Arthropoda; Insecta; Ephemeroptera; Baetidae
Product: mitochondrial amidoxime-reducing component 1-like
Exons: 7
Coding region: 22-1161 (379 amino acids)
Molecular function (GO): molybdenum ion binding; pyridoxal phosphate binding; catalytic activity
Source: RefSeq, a predicted model, not a curated record